Physella acuta is the source of this 3143-nucleotide messenger RNA. Its product is annotated as M-phase inducer phosphatase. Gene Ontology annotation, molecular function: protein tyrosine phosphatase activity. Gene Ontology annotation, cellular component: cytoplasm; nucleus. NCBI's taxonomy places the organism in Eukaryota, Metazoa, Mollusca, Gastropoda, Physidae. The record is from RefSeq and is a predicted model, not a curated record. Gene Ontology annotation, biological process: protein dephosphorylation; G2/M transition of mitotic cell cycle; positive regulation of G2/M transition of mitotic cell cycle.
UAUCUCUACACUAGUUGUGUUAUGAGAGCUGUCUAAUGUAUCCAUUUCUAGAUCUACGUCGUUAAUAAGAUUAAUACCAUAUUUUAGAGGGGGAAUCUAUGUAUUUGCAUCGUUAUGGAUGGUGGCCCUUUAGAUGACAUUCCUGAAGAAAGUCCAGUUCGUGGAAGAAGUUUUUCACUUUCCCCAAAACACCAGACACUCGCCAAUAAUGUAACAGAAGUAACAGCAGUAAAAAAUAUGCCCUUACCCUGCACCUCAAGCUCUAUAAUUUCUCCUAGUAGAGAAGCAGAAGUAUCAAUGGAUGAGUCCAAUUCUUCACCAUCCUUAAAGAUGCAACCAAACAGGCUCCACCUUCAGCUUGACUUCUCUCAAGGCAGCUCAUCAAGAAAAUCUUCCAAAGUACUCAGUGCUUUAUUUACCCACAUAUCUGACCCCUAUUCGUGUGGAGAGGAAAUCGAACCUGCUCAAAUGUUUACAACAAGUCCUACCUCUCCAUCUUUUAAAUUGAAAGAAAUGAUGGAUGAUAUUGAUGUAUCGCAAGAUGAUGAGAGUAAAGAAGAGGAUUUUCUAAAGCGACAGUCUAAACCAAGUAUACGACGAUGUCGGUCUCUUGAAAUGCGGAAACACCUGAUAGAUCUGUCCAACACUCCUGUCAAUGCUUAUAAAAAAAAUGUGACCAAACGACCACCCGAGUCUUUAAAUCAGGAAAAAUCUGUAAAACGAUGUAAAGACUUUACCACUAUAGUUCCAAAGAUGGGCGCCAUAGGUACCAAGCCAAUUUUAUCUAGCCUGUCUAUUUCUGGUGCUUUUGUUCAGGAUGAGAACACAAUCCACGAACGUAUAAAAACAGCAGUAGAUGCCCUUGAGUCACCAGAUCUGAUUGCAGAUGGCACAAGGGAGUAUUGCUUACCUGUGAUCACAGGCAAACACAGUGACCUGAAAAACAUUGAUCACCAAACAAUGGCUGAUCUGUUGAAUAGAAAAUUUGAGGGCUCCUUUGAUAAACUGACCAUAAUUGACUGCAGAUACCCUUAUGAAUACAGUGGAGGCCAUAUUAAGGAUGCAGUGAACAUCUUCACAGAGGAAGAAAUGGUUGAGUUUUUGAAUCUAGAGAUGAAGGAGGUAACAAUGACAUCCCACAGACAUAUCCUUGUGUUCCAUUGUGAGUUUUCUAGUCAACGGGGGCCAAGCUUGCUGCGACAUUUGCGCAAGUGUGACAGGCAAAUGAAUGUCCUUCACUACCCUCAGCUGACUUUUCCUGAGGUUUACUGUCUGUAUGGUGGCUACAAAGAUUUUUUCCUCAAUCACCCUGAGCUCUGUGAGCCCUCUGCCUAUAUUCCCAUGAUUGAUGAGAAAUAUGCUGAAGAUCUGCGCCAUUUUCGUGCUAAAGCAAAAUCUUGGGCGGCUGGUGAGAAGAAGAUUGCAGACAUGGCAUCCUAAAGUAACUCCAUUCACAGAAGAUCACAGACAUAGCAUCCUAAAAUAACUCCAUUUACAGAAGAUAACAGACAUAGCACCCUAAAGUAACUCCAUUCACAGAAGAUCACAGUCAUAGCAUCCUAAAGUAACUCCAUUCACAGAAGAUCACAGUCAUAGCAUCCUAAAGUAACUCCAUUCACAGAAGAUCACAGACAUAGCAUCCUAAAGUAACUCCAUUCACAGAAGAUCACAGACAUAGCUUCCAAUAUGUAACUCCAUUCACAUAAGAGCACAGGCAUCCUAAAGUAAUUCUAUGCACUGAAGAUCAGUGACUUAAUGGAUAUUAUUAGAACCAGUAUUGUAGUAGCCUUCUAUACAAUGUAUUAGACUAAUUGUGCCUGAUGCUUGACCAUUUAAAUCAUAAGUUUACUGAUCCCAAAACAAAUUCAUGUGAAAAGUUACAACACUAUGUCUUUAUGUUGGUUCACAAUGUUUAAAGUGUAGUGGAAAUAUUUUCUAAAAUACAGCUAAGAUUUAUUUUUUAAACUGUACAUUUAAUCUGGUUUUCAAGAUAUUUCCUUUUUUAUUCUAGACACAAAAUAUUUAGUGAUUCUUUUAUAUUAUGAGAUUUUUAUAAUUUUGGUGAAUUUGUGGUUAUUUCUAUCCAUCCAAUUUUUUAUUCUUAUUUUUCUAUAUAUUGGAAGCACAUUUGGACACUACAUGCCAAUAUGGACCUAAAUCUGUGUCUAUUGGACUAAAUUUAAAAGAGUUUAAAUAUUCUGAUGGGUAUAAAGUUUGAUUGGAUUGACACAUUUUCCUGGGUUUGUAUUAGUAUUAAGAUUUGAACCAUCAAAAAAUUUGCCAUUAUAUUGUGCCUUCCUAGAAAGUUUAGAUUUUUUAUGUUGUGUGUUAAACUUAAAUGUAGCCAUCUUUAAAAGUUGAACAGUUGUCUUUGUAGACGUGUGAAAUUGCUAUUUUUUGAGUUAUAAAAUCAAAAUGUAAAUAUAUAAAUACAAGCAAAUAUGCUUGAUAAAAAUUAUGAAAGAAUUAUUUUAAUUAAUUCCCAUCCUUUAUGAGGAUGGUCUAUAAAAGAUGACAUUACACAUUUAGUGUGGUGGUUCUGACUUCCGUGACAAUGUCCUAUGUUUAUGUGAGGGGUUAGUAUAUGGGAAGCUGAAAACAUUUUGUAUUUCUUAAAAUAUUUUUUUUAAAUGGGGAAAACAAGUCAAUCUUAGAAGUAUGGUUAUUUUUUGGAGUAGGUGUGGCUUUGGGUUAAGGCGGGGCUGGGUGCAAAUCAGCUGACAUUGUAUGAUAUUUAUGGAUGGCUUGAUCCAUCAAACGAGGAUACCACAGAUCUGUUCUUUAUUUUAUAACCCCUUGUUUUUAAAUAGACUAUUUUAAAAUUUGGAAUGUUAUCAAUUAUUUUAGUACUUUUUAUAAAUUAUCAAUGAAUACUAAAUAGGUUUUCCCAUUAAAAAAUAAAUAUGGAAUGUGUAUGUAAAAAUAAUGAACUAAAAGAAAUUGAUGAAGUUUUAGAUGAUGACAUUGAACGAAUCCAGUGAGGAGUUUGCUAUAUGUUCUAAUUAUGUAAUAUCUGUGUCUGAUUUUUAAAUGUUAUAUAUGUACUUUGGUAUAUGGUUUUAUACAGUUUUUAUUGUUCUUUUAUGGAGAUUUUUAAGAUACAAUUAAUACAAUAUUUGACUUUUUUUUUUAAAUAGCUCACA